AUGGCGACAUUCAUCACUGACAAGGUACUACACAUCAACAACGACCUCGUCCAGUUGUUCCACCUCGACACACAGGCACUCCUCGAGGACCAGCACCCCCACGCAAACAAUUCUACCACCUCCACUCUUAAGACUACACCAAGGCCUUCCUCGUCAAAGAAGGAUACGUCAGCCAACCCUGCCGAGCAAGCUGACCAUGCCCUCCUGACAGGUCUGCGCGAUGCCGUUGGGCUUCUCGAUCUUCGCUCAGGAGCCGUCCCUCCCAUGGAACGGGCUUUGCUCGCGAUCCAAAAGGUCGAGGUGCUGGCCAAAAGCUUCGGCUCCGGCUCCAAGGAGGGAGGAGGAGACGAGGCAGCAAACCUGGAGCAUCUCUUCUUGGCAAAGGCCACCGCAACCGUCUACCUCAACCUGCUCGACAUUAUCCUGAAUGCCACUUUGCCCUUGGCCACCGAGAUGGAGUAUUGGCAAUCGCUGCAGGACAGCUCCUCCUGGCGAAUUCUUUACAUCCUCCAGACCUCGCCUUACCGACUCUUCUCAUUGACAAGAUCCGUCGCCCUGACGACCAAGGAACAUAUCGACUCACUCAUCGCCACCAGCCAAGAAUCAGAAGGCGCCAACCACAUCCUGCAAUUGAUCAAGUACUUCCCAACAUUCCUUAACAACCACCUGAUCUCUCAGCCCGUCUCGUUCCCUCUGGCGAUUCAUUACGAGAUCAGUCACCACCGCAAGCAGUUGCAGAGGAUCCGGGAGUACCAGGCGGAAUGUCUGGGUCUCCUUGCUGAGCAGGGGUUGAACCUGGACCCGGAGCAUUUGGAGGAUUCUAUUACUCCCUCGGAAUCAUCGAGUUCUAUGGUGAGAGCGAGUGGAGCAAGUAACGACAUUGCUCAGGCACAGGCGUUCGUCCAGGAGCAGAUUUCAAAGACUGUCUGUCUCAUGGAGCGCGUCCUCGACAAGGCCUCCAAGGACACACACCACUUCACCAACCACCAACAACAAAAGGUCUCCUCCAAGAAAGUAACGCGAUCUCUCACCAUGCUCGGAAACCUUCAAGGGGUCUCCAAUCUCAACAACGAUGAAAUGCUGGCCCAUCUCAAGAACCUGAUCACAGUUCAGAUCCCGCGCUAUGUUGAAGAGACAGAGGGCCAAGCACGUCAAUUCCAACGCCCUUCGUGGUUGACCAGGAUCUGGAUCUCGGCCUUGAUCGGUUACUUUGGACUCAAGUACGGUAUCCAGUACAUCAGCGAACACCGUGCUGAUCUGGAUGAAAUGCUGGAGGAGGCUUGGGAUACUGCCAAGCGGUUCGUGACGGAUUGGGUUUGGGAGCCCUCCGUCCGUAUCAUGAACAUUAUCCGACAUUCUGAUGAUCAAGGUUCCCUCCAGAUGCUCGGAAACGAAAGUCUCCAAUCUGACAUUGCCAGUUUGGAACGGAUGGUUCUUGCCUUCGGAAGGGACAACUACAACCUGGGACUGGACGAGUUGGAGGCACUGUCCAAGGCUGUUCAUAACGGAGAUAUUUCUGUUAUCAUGCGAGCCUACGAAAACGAGCUCAAGACUCCAUUGAAGGGCGCAGUGGCAGGUCACCUAGUGCAAACCCUCCUAAUCCAAAUCCAAAAGACAAAAGUCGAUGUCGAAGUCGCCAUGGCCGCAUUGGACAAACUCCUCAAGGCCAACGAACUCAACUUUGCAUUCCUGGCCGUCGGACCCAGUUUAUUGCUCCUCUGGGCGGUCUCGGCACAAGCCAAGAGCUCAUGGCAGCGGAUUGCGGGAAAGAACUUGGGGAUUGUUUCGAUCCAGAUGCGGAACUCGUUGAGACAGGUUGAGAGGCUGUUGAACCUUGCCUCGACUGAUGGCGACUCGCACGCCAAGGCUACUGAGAGAUCAAAGGCUGUCAAGAAGAUAAGCCAGGACAGCGAGUACGACGACCUCCUCUCCAUCACCAGCUCACCCGCCAUGACUCCCUCCUCAGACCUGACAACCGAGCCCUUGACGAACUCGUUGUCGGCCUUGCCCUCGACAAUGACCUCCGAGAAGCUUGACAGGAUCAGGGCCAAGAAUGGAAAAGUCCCUUACAAGACCCAAGGCCUCAUCCUGUGUGAAGUGCAUCUCCUCAGGACAUUUGCGGCGCGUCUGACAAGGAAUGAGGGGCUGCGGGAUAAAGUCUUGGAGGAUCUGCGCGAGAUUGAGGAGAGUUCGCUUACAGUCCAUCAGCGUUUGAGGACCACCAAGCGCAUGUAUAGAACUUAUGGCUUCCUGGGUUUGAACAAUUGA
Molecule: messenger RNA, 2268 nt
Organism: Linnemannia hyalina
Lineage: Eukaryota; Fungi; Mortierellomycota; Mortierellomycetes; Mortierellales; Mortierellaceae
Source: the annotation of a GenBank genome assembly